This is a messenger RNA of Bemisia tabaci, 2574 nucleotides long. Its product is annotated as transmembrane protein 19. Lineage: Eukaryota; Metazoa; Arthropoda; Insecta; Hemiptera; Aleyrodidae. The record is from RefSeq and is a predicted model, not a curated record. Gene Ontology annotation, cellular component: membrane.
UAUCAAAAAGUGAUAAGAAAAUUCCGCAAAGUUACGUUCCAACAUUGCUUCUUUAACAUUUAUUUAAUUUAAGUUUCCUCUCCAUCAUCUUUAAAACCCUCUGCACACAUUCGAGGCUUUGCAGUUUAACGUCUUCGUGUUUUCCACUUCAGAGAUGGCCCAAAUCCUUCCAAUUGUAUUGACUUUAAUUGCCGUACCCCUGUCGAUGUUGAUGUGGGCUGGCAAUCUGGCAUUUUCUUUUAUAUCCUAUAGGGGAGAUAAUAAUGAAGUAAUACCACCAGUACGAUGGCUUGUAGCUACUUUGGUGCCAUUGAUUAUUGCAGCAUGGGGCUUAAAAAGAAAAAGUCUCAACAAAAGCGGAGCCUUUCUUGGUUUGUUCGUUGGUUUUAUAUUGACUUUGAGUAGCUGGGCUUUUCUCGGUUGCUUGUUAACAUUUUUUGUCACAUCAUCCAGAGCGACCAAAUUCCGAAGUAAACAAAAAGAAAAGAUGGAAGAAGAUUUCAAGGAGGGUGGGCAACGGAAUUGGGUGCAAGUACUGUGCAACAGUGGAAUGGCAGUGCAGCUUGCUUUGUUUUACAUUUUGGAUUCUGGUUGCGGUGAACGCCCGAUAAAUUUUGCUCAGGACUAUCGAGCUUCUUGGCUGUCGCUAGGUAUUCUUGGAGCCAUAGCUUGCAGUAAUGGAGACACCUGGGCUUCUGAGCUUGGUCCAGUACUAGGAUCUAGUCAACCAUUUCUCAUCACCUCAGGAAAAAGCGUCCCAAAAGGUACUAAUGGAGGAGUCUCUUGGCCAGGGCUACUAGCAAGUGCUGCAGGUGGUGCCAUUGUCGGAUUAGUGCAUUAUCUAUGCCUGAUUUACAUCUUGGACUCUGUAACAAUUGAGCGCAGCCCUCCGCAGUGGCCUUUAAUAUUAGCUGGAGUGUUCGGUGGUUUUGUCGGUAGUUUAGUAGAUUCAUUGCUUGGUGCAACACUCCAGUAUUCAGGGCUAAACAAAAAGACACAUGUUAUUGUUGAACGGCCUGGAAAAGAUGUCGUGCACAUAAGUGGAAGUCGAUUAUUAGAUAAUCAUAGUGUAAAUUUAUUGUCAAGCAUUAUCAUGGGCCUUUUAACACCAAGAAUAGCCAAUCUCUUUUGGCCUUGAGCGCUGCAUUGAAUGCUAUUACCAACAAUUUUGCCAUGGCUGGGUGUUACUGCUCAUCUCAGAAUUUACAUCACCUUGACUCCUAACUAAUUUUUUUAACGAACAAUAGAUUCAAAAAGUAGUAAGAAGUGUAGGUUUAUUCCCUAAUUUUAGUGACCUUCUUUGUAAAAAAAUUUAAGUUGAUUUAAAUGGACUUGCAAGAGGUUUUCAUUUUAUCUACCAACAAUUUUAUCUCUUAUAAUGAAACUGUUUCUUUCAGUAGAAGCUCUCACUUCAAUGUUCAUUUCAAUGUGGAACAGUAUUUAUGAUCAAUGUUUCCCUGAAGAGGGUGGCUCCUAAUUCACUUUUCAAUAGAUCAUACAUUUUUCGUCAGUUCUUUGUUCCAAAAAGAGGGGUCUAAAUGUCCAAGCAAAAUUAUAAUGAAACUAGCUUUUCUGUUGAAACCUAUCGAAAAAAUUCAAUUGAUGGCAAAUAACUGCACUGGUCUCUUUUGUUUUAUAAAUAGAUCUGAAAAUGAUUAGAGCAGAAAAGAUUUCUUCCUUUCAUUGCAUCUACGUAUAAGUAAGUAGGUUAACCAUUGCAAGUAGUGAAAGUUCAAAACGGACACGUUUCUAUUUUCAUUCCAACGAAACGAAAAAAAAAAUAUCGGAAAAAUCAAACAUACUUUUUACAUAUGUCUCGCCCAAGUCCUGAGGACUGUAAUCAAUAAUUUUCAUAUUGUUUUUCUUUCAUAUAUACCUGCUUACAUAAACCUUAUCGAAAAUUGUGUAAAUUUGUUUUCUUGUCCGUUAAAGAAUGUUUAGUUAGGUUAAAAUUUUAAACUUGUAGGAAAGAUAACAGUAGUAUAACUGUACAGUUAAAUAAUCUGUUCGUUAAACAUAGGCAAACUUAUACCUCUACUAUGACAGCUCUUCCCACUUUUGACAGAUUUAUUGAGUUUAAAAUAUGUGUUAUUCCGAGUACCUCCAGCAUGCGUAUCUUAUCAGCUGCUUUUCAGUAGAAUAUGUUGAAUUUAAAGUCAGAGAAAAUGAAUUUCAAGAAGAAUAUCAUCAGAAUGUGAUGCCCAGUAAUUUAAAACAUUAAAGUAAAAGCCUUACAUAAUACAAAGACUGAGCUCAAAACGUAUACCCCUAAAACUUUUGAAAAACUGUUUAGAUGUAAUAAUUAGUUUUAAUUGAUUUGUGAUUACAUAUUUAUUCGUCUUCUAAUUGUAAAUUGUUAGGUAAUGUGUUGAGUCGUUGUCUCUCUCACAUAAAUUAAUGCUUAGUGUUUAAAACUUUUAUUACUUUGUAUAAAUGUUAUCAUUAUUUUUUACUCUGUCACAACAUUAAAAUUUUUAUAUAUUUGUACAUAACUUUAGAAUGCUUUAAUUUGUGAUUUUAUACUUUAAAAGUUUUUUUGAAUAGGCCCUCUCUCUCUCAAAAACUGCUAAUCAA